Protobothrops mucrosquamatus (brown spotted pit viper) is the source of this 1480-nucleotide messenger RNA. Its product is annotated as zinc finger CCCH-type with G patch domain-containing protein-like. Gene Ontology annotation, cellular component: nucleus. Gene Ontology annotation, molecular function: DNA-binding transcription factor activity, RNA polymerase II-specific; metal ion binding; RNA polymerase II cis-regulatory region sequence-specific DNA binding. The transcript has 4 exons. The record is from RefSeq and is a predicted model, not a curated record. Gene Ontology annotation, biological process: negative regulation of DNA-templated transcription; regulation of transcription by RNA polymerase II. NCBI's taxonomy places the organism in Eukaryota, Metazoa, Chordata, Lepidosauria, Squamata, Viperidae. The coding region runs from base 110 to 1111 and encodes 333 amino acids.
CACCAACCAUGAACUAAAGUGUGCAGUCCUUAUUGUUGGAUAAAUAUUGUAUUUCUUGGUUACCUGUUAAGUUGAAAAUGAACUGAAUUCUCCAAGAAGGAGCCCAGCCAUGGAUGAGGAGAGCUUGGAAACAGCCAUUCAGACUUACAAUGCUCAGUUGCAGCAAGUGGACCUGGCUUUAGGGGCUGGGCUGGACCCAACACAACAGGCUGAUCUAAUCCAGCUGCAGGCUGAUUUAAGGCAGCUGAUCGAACUGACCGAAGCCAGCCUCCUGUCUGUGAAAAAAAGCAAACUUUGCUCAACUUUGGACACGGAGGUGCCUUCAUCCACUCAUCCUCAACAGAGCCCUGGAGAAGCUGGCCGUCCAAACACCGAUGACGAAUACGCUGCUUUUAAGGAAGCCAUUGCACAAAUAGACGGAGAGGAUGGUCCAUUCAGAACUCAGGACAGAGAUGGAACGGGUGAUGAAGAGGAAGAAGAGGAGGAGGAAGAGGAGGAGGAGGAAGAAGAAGAAGAAAUAGCUAGUGGAAUGAAAGUGAAAGCUCCUUACUACAGUUCCUGGGGAACCUUGGAGUAUCACAAUGCUAUGAUCGUAGGUAGUGAGUGCUUGGAAGAUGGAGGGCCCGGAGUUAGGGUGCUCUACCUCUACCCAACUCACAAGUCUUUAAAGCCGUGCCCCUUUUUCCUGGAUGACAAGUGUCGAUUUAAAGAGAAUUGCCGGUUUUCCCACGGGCAGGUGGUAUCCAUUGAGGAACUGCACCCCUUUGAAGAGCCUGACCUCAGUGGCCUAGCUGUGGGUUCGGCCUGCCUGGCGAGACACCAGGAUGGGAUCUGGUACGCUGCUAAAAUCACAGACAUUGACAGCGGUUACUACACGGUGAAAUUUGACUCGCUGCUCCUGAAGGAGGCGGUGGUGGAAGGGGACGGGGUCAUCCCUCCACUCCGUAGUGAGGAGACCUCUUCUUCCUCAGAGCACACGGUGGCCACAGCGAAGCUGGAAGAGAAGCUGUCGGGGGCCCACAAGAAACUGGGGGAGCUGCGGGCUUUGGAGGCGAGCCUCCAGCAGGAGCAGAAGAAAGCCGACACGCACAAAAAGAUGACCGAGUUCUAGGUUUUUGCCCCUCGGGUGCCUGUGAAAAAAGGGAUAUUUCAGUUCAAGAUGGCUGCAGAGGAGCGGCUACAUGGAAAACUACUAGCUCUUUUCUUCUUGGAUCUCCUUCGCUCCCGUUGGACAAAGAGGCUGGAUUUGAACUGGUGGCCCCGGAAGGUGGACCGCUUCGCUUCUCCUCUUCAGAGAAAAACUCCCCAAAUAUCCACAACAGAUUCAGAUCUGAUGUGGUUGGGGGAAGGUUUUCCGCUGUGACGGGAGUGAGCAAUAGUGGCAGUGUUAAGCGCCGUGGACUUCAACUCCCAGAAUUCCUGAGCCAGCCCUGGUUAAAAGUUGCCCAUCCCUUUGCUGGGUUGUGCCCGUUUUUUGGGG